This is a messenger RNA of Magnolia sinica, 2509 nucleotides long. RefSeq lists its product as uncharacterized. Bases 165 to 1985 code for a protein of 606 amino acids. The record is from RefSeq and is a predicted model, not a curated record. The transcript is spliced from 4 exons. Lineage: Eukaryota; Viridiplantae; Streptophyta; Magnoliopsida; Magnoliales; Magnoliaceae.
AUUUCUUCCGUUUUAGGGUUCCCGAAGAGGCAAGCAUUGGAUAUUUCAUAUCUCUCGGCCUCAGCUCCCGCCUGCAUGAGAGCUUCUUCAUCUUCCAUUUUCUAGGGCUUCUCUUCCAAUCACUGCAUUUUUCUAGGGAAUUUCUUCGACAAGCUUGAAAAGGCAUGGCAACAUCAGAAGGCGAGGGGACACCUUCUCCUACCACUGCCUCUUGUGAAACAGAGGCUGCAGAGACCAAUGCCAAUGGUGAACCAGCUCCAUCUGAACCUGCAAAUGAUGCCGAUGGUGAACCAGAUGCAUCCGAACCGAUGAAUGAUGCUGAUGCUGAACCAGUGUCAUCUGAACUGGUGAAUGGUGCUAAUGCUGAACCAGCUGCAUCUGAACUGGUGAAUGGUGCUAAUGCUGAACCACCUGCAUCUGAAGCGGUGGAGAUUGCUAAGGAAGCAUCUCUUAUUGUUUCUGGUGGUGAGGAAAAAGUGGAGGAGAAGAUUGAAGAGGUGCAAAAUGAAUUGAAAGUACGGAGUACUCCGGUUGGGAGGGAAAACAAGAAAAAGAGGAUACAGAAGAACAAAACACCUAGUGAUGCUGGGAAGGAAACGGUUUCUGGUGGUGAGGAGAAAUUAGAGAAUAUUUCGAAUGAGAAGGCCAACAAGAAGAGGAAGAGAAUAAAGAAGGUUGCAAGUACAAAGCCUGGUAAUGCUGGUAAGGAAAAGGCUCAAGAGCAGAAGAAGGAAGAUAAGAAAGUGGUACAAAAUGAUGUGAAAGUAGUGACUACCCCGAGCGAGAAGGUUGACAGGAAGAGAAAGAGGGGAAGGGUAAACAAGAAUAAAACCCCAGGUGAUGCCAGCAAGGAAAAGGUAUUGGGUGAUGAUGAACAGACGAAGAAGGACAAGGUGCAAAAUGAUGCGAAAAUAAUUACUACUCCAAAUGAGAAGGCCAACAAGAAGCGGAAGAAGAGGAAGAAGAAUACAGGGCUGGGAGAUUCUGGUGAUGCAGCUGCUAAGGAUGCUGAUAAGCCAGAAUCCUCAGCAGCUGGGAAGGAUUCUAAGAGGGCCGAGAGUAUGGGGUUGAUAUUCAUGUGCAGUUCAAAAACUAAGCAGGAUUGCUACCGCUACAAGGUUCUUGGGCUUCCUGCAAGUAAGAAGGAUAUAGUUGCAAAGGCUUAUGAAGGUAUGAGGCUCUUUUUGUUUGACAUCGAUUUGAAGCUGUUAUAUGGGAUCUACAAAGCUGCAGGACCAGGGGGUUAUAAUAUUGAACCCAAGGCUUUCAAGUCGGCUUUCCCCUCUCAGGUUCGAUUCAGCAUAUUGGAGGAUUGCUUGCCUUUGCCCGAGGAGAAGUUCAAAGCUGCAAUCAAAGACAACUACUAUGGGAAGAACAAGUUCAAUUGUAAACUGACUCCUGAGCAGGUGAAGGCAUUGUGUAAGCUGUUCCGGGCUACGAUCAAGACCCCCUCAAAGUCGAAGCGAAGUGGCAGAGUUGCAAAGCCUGAGUCCCCCAUCCUUGCAGAUCGGGACAGAAAGAGGAGUCGGAUUGGUGGCAAAACAAGGCGCCCCUUGUUGGGUGGGGACCGCAGAUACCUCAGGCGCCCUGAUGUGUACGAAAGAGAUGAGUAUGCAUCAUAUGCAUCAUCUCGGCACCCUCCAUAUGCACCAGCAGCGCUCCCACCACCUUCCUUGCCUCCACUGUCAUAUGCACCAGCACCGCAUCCGCCACCUUCAGUGCAUCAACCAUCGUAUGCAUCGAUGCUUCCUCCUCCCUUCCCCCCUCCAUCAUAUGCCUAUGAACGGCCAUUGGAUGCAGAUUAUUACAGGAGGGACCCACUACCAGAGCUUCAUGACCGCCGGCCUCUGUACCCGGAGCUGAGGCCACGACCUGAGCCUGAAUACCCUGAUCCCUAUAGCCUGUACCGGGAACCUCCACCCUCCCGCGAUCCUCUCUUUCAUGCAGGCCUACCACCCGGCUAUCAUCCUUCGUACCGCUAUUGAAACAUAAGAUUGUGUCCCAGAAACUUGGAGCUCUGUUAUUUACCAGACAUUUGAAUCCAGUUAAAAUCAUUUCUCAUGCUGAGCCUCAGUCCAUGCUGUCCAUUUAUCAGAGGACCACACAUGUAUGAAAGAAAUGGAUGAUAAUCAGGCGGUUGUUAUUCAGCAUACUUGUGUUGAUCCACCAGAUGACUGGACCGGCGUCAUUUUCGGUAUAGGACAUCCAUUGGGGGGGAACAUUCCACCGAUAUCCUUGAUUCUGCACAUGCGCGAUGUUUGGCACCUUGUUUAGAGCUUUGAAGAUGGGUCUCGCUAGCAUUCUCCCUACUGAAAUCUGAUACUGAUAUCUGAGUUUUUGUAGUAAUAUGAAACGUUGCAUGUUCAGCACACUAGUUGUUGGGGCCGUAGCGUUGUUUUAGCUGUUAUUUGACACUUGAAUUCUAGUUUUAAACCUGUAUCUCUCAUCAGGUAUGUGAGUUAUUACAUCCCCAAAUAUUGGUUGCAAGUUUCUGCAUCCUUUGCUGUUA